Molecule: messenger RNA, 1029 nt
Organism: Cylindrotheca closterium
Lineage: Eukaryota; Bacillariophyta; Bacillariophyceae; Bacillariales; Bacillariaceae
Source: the annotation of a GenBank genome assembly
AUGAAGCGUUUCGUAUCUACCGCAACCAUUGCUGCCACUAGAAGGUGCCAUCGUCAGCCACAACUUGUUGUUCAAGACUUGGCACACAACAGACGUGCCAGUUUUUCGCAAUCUUAUGUCUUCCAAGCAGCUGAAAUUGUGGAUCCGAAAAUCAGGAUCAGCAGCUUUUCCUCUUUGACUCCCCAAGAUUCUACAUCAGUAGCAAAUACCAGCAAAGACGGUAUCGUUGGAGAUCCCAUCGACUUUGAUGUUCAGAGUCGAAUCGAAGGAAACGAGUCCCAAAUUGUCACCAUUACACUCGAACCUGGUCAAGUGUUGCGUGCUGAGUCUGGAGCCAUGAUGUACAUGACAGGGGGUGUUGAAAUGAAUACCACAGCAGGGGGAGGCUUGUCUAAUGGCUUCAAGCGAAUGCUAACAGGACAAAACUUUUUCAUAUCGGACUAUACAUACACGGGUAGCGAAGGAACUACUGGCCAAGUGGCACUAGGCACAGAUUUUCCUAGUAAGAUUUUGCAACUCAAUGUCAAUGAGUAUGGCGGCAAGCUUGUCUGCCAAAAGUCUGCUUUGCUCUGUGCUUCGCAUACGAUCGACAUUGACAUGGAGUUCACCAAAAACUUUUCGGGUGGAUUCUUUGGAGGGGAGGGAUUCGUGCUCCAGAAACUUACUGGCGAGGGCGAUGUCUUUCUCAAAGCAGGAGGAACUUUAAUCCGAAGGGAGUUGGAACCAGGUGAAGAGCUCAGAAUAUCAUCCGGAUGUCUAGUGGGAUUCUCGGCUGGAGUGGAUUACGACGUACAAAUGGUCCAAGGAUUCAAGAACGUCUUUGCUGGGGGAGAAGGUCUUUUCAUGACAACCCUAACUGGCCCAGGGGUUGUAUGGUUGCAAGGACAACCACCACAGCGCAUGGUCAGUGAGAUUGCUCGACGAGUGCCAUCUGGUAGUGGUAUCGGCCUUGGCGUCCCCAUUGGAGGAGGAGGCGGUGGAGGUGAAGGCGGAGGUGAAGGUGAAAGCGGCCCCGACGAAUCAAGUUGA